GUGUGUGUGUGUGUGUGUGAGUGUGUGUGUGUGUGUGUGUUUCAGACAUGAUAUCGGAGGGAAUGUACUCGUCUCUCUUCAUGACAGCGUUUACAGCAAACUCGGACCGAACUCUGUCUCUCUGCUGGGAGCAGCACUGUAAGUUACUGCCUGGCGUCGCAGGAAUUCAUGCAGGUCAAGUAUCUACCUGGACUAUAGAGGAGGUCUUUGGAUUUGUCAAUAAUCUUAUUGGUUGUGAGGAGCAGGCCCGAAUUUUCAAAGAUGAAAUGAUUGAUGGAGAGGCGUUCCUCCUUCUGACUCAAAAUGAUAUUGUGAAGAUCAUGAAUAUAAAGUUAGGACCAGCGCUGAAGAUUCACAACGCCAUCUUAAUGUUGAAAAGCACAGAUGAAGGCCUGAAGUGAGCAGCUCAUCCUCAGACUCCUCGUGCCGCACCGUCCAUUCAGAAUCUGCCAUCGAUCCCAUGUUUGGUGUUUACCGUCUGAACCCACCAGAGAGAGAGAGAAGUCCAGGAAAUAUCAAUGACAGAGCAGCCCAGCUGAGCUUCGACCUUGCUUUAUUUCAAAAGCGAAAUGGCACGUUCUGAUAAAGAACAACUUGAUCUGAAAGCACGUUUUUUGUAUCUGGAGGGCUAACUGAAAUCUACAUUAGUCCUCAGCAUGUAGUGGUGAAAUCGGUGCGCAGAAAUAUCAGGGCAGAUUUCAGUCGAUUGGUGCUAGCUACUGUGCCCUUUAUUCAAUCCCUGAUGAUUUUAUGCACUUUACAUGAAGAGCCUCUGUCCUUUAGACAGUCCGCUUUCUGAGCCAACUCUGACGAUUGCUUGGGGACCAUUAACAAUAUCUGCCCUCAAACAAAGUGCUGACAUUGUGGUGUUGAAUGAGAUUAUAGUUUUAAAUGAGCUAUUUUACCGAGAUAGUUUGGAUCGUCAUAUCAGUGUUGUUAUUUUUCAGUUGUAUGAAUGGAAACCCAGAGGGGUAAAUAGUAGUAAGUUAAGCGAGGUCAGGUGUUUAGGUGAUCUAUGUGUCUCUCUCUGAUGGGAAAAUUUUAAUAAUGUACAGUUGAGUAACUGUGUCGUUCAGUUCAUCAACAUGAAUAAAUGUUUAAGUACUGUAGUCUGGCUUCUGCUUGUGUUUAGUGGAGUUCGACAAACCCCUGAAUAUGUAAACUUGUGUAAAGAGAGAGCUUGAUGAGGAUUUCUAAGCGACUAGAUUCACAAUUUUCAUC
Messenger RNA from Sinocyclocheilus rhinocerous, 1221 nucleotides. RefSeq names its product lethal(3)malignant brain tumor-like protein 1. Bases 48 to 401 code for a protein of 117 amino acids. The record is from RefSeq and is a predicted model, not a curated record. The transcript is spliced from 3 exons. Gene Ontology annotation, molecular function: histone binding; chromatin binding. NCBI's taxonomy places the organism in Eukaryota, Metazoa, Chordata, Actinopteri, Cypriniformes, Cyprinidae. Gene Ontology annotation, biological process: negative regulation of DNA-templated transcription. Gene Ontology annotation, cellular component: nucleus.